This is a messenger RNA of Coniophora puteana RWD-64-598 SS2, 1839 nucleotides long. RefSeq lists its product as uncharacterized. NCBI's taxonomy places the organism in Eukaryota, Fungi, Basidiomycota, Agaricomycetes, Boletales, Coniophoraceae. The transcript is spliced from 9 exons. Bases 1 to 1839 code for a protein of 612 amino acids. The record is from RefSeq and is a predicted model, not a curated record.
AUGGGCUUCACAUUCUCCAACACCUGGACCAUCCAGAACUCAGCUCGCUCUCACUCUCGCUCAGUAUCACCGGCAUCCAAGUCUUCUCGAUCAUCAAGCAAGGCCGGACAUCAAACCAGCCCUGUACUCUCGUCAACUGUCAUGAAGCAUUGUGACCGCCUCGGGAAAUACCUUACUCGCACGGCAGGGCUAGUUUGGGAGGUCAAUGACAUCCUCCAGGUCGCUCUGUAUCAAGGCCUUGGUGGCGACUUAGAUGACAGCGUCUUUGGUGCUGUCUCUCCCUCGCUCAAACGCAGGGUCAAGUCAAUGAGCGCCGGUGCCCUACAAUGGCACCAAACUCUUUUCGACUAUAUGAGGUCCAACGCGCCAGCAGUGCUGGACUUGGUCCAGACCCCAGACGCUCAGGACGAGUUGGAUGCUUGCAUUGACAAGAUCCGAAACCGUAUCAACACCACCAGAAGCAACGACUUUAAUCCGGUUCGCGCCCGCAUCAGCUUCUACGCCUCCCCCAACAUGAACGAACCUCUCAAGCCCUACCUCACCAAUCACAGUGGCCGGGACGAGUACGGCUUCAACCACAGGCAGCUGGGUCGGCUCCUGUGCCCUAUCCCUUACAUUCAGGAUUGGCGCGAAAACCGUAAAAGGACGCAAGCCAAACUUCUGGCAGGAAGCAUCCCCGGCAUAUCGACCCUCCUACCAGCCUUUACGUAUAAAGGUGAUGCUGUCGCAGGCUCUGAGUACGACCCCGAGAACAUUGCCGAGGGCAUGUGGGAGGGCUACAUGAUGGAACGCAUCGCCAAACACAUCUUUGUAGCCCCAAAGGCUGGCUUGAACAAUGAUGUCACUCCUGUCAGUACUCGCAGCAAUGCCGUUAUCAUGGACACCACCGAGAUUAUCCCGGAGCACUUGCCAUACAUCACGAUUGUAGGGCGCUGGGGUAUCUGUGCUGGGAAACAGUGGGGAGAGACUGCUGAUGGUGCGUAUCAGUGGAAAAAAGCGCACAGACACCUGCUCGAGAUCGUGUGGGACCCCGUCUACGAGGAUGUGGUCAACAAGGCUGUGCGGUAUCUGAACCUCCAAGUCUUUGGCCACGAGGAUGGCGCCAACCCGGAGUCCGUCGACGAUGACGAUGACGAGUCCAAUGACAAAAACAUGUUCACGCAGCUUCGAGCACAGCUUGAGCGCAAGAAGGCGGUCGCGGCGCAAGAGGAAAAGGACAGCGAGUCAAACACUGCCGAGACUGACAUUCGAGCUCGCACUGUGGACAUCACGCUUGAGAAGGAUCAAGACCAGUUCGAUAGCGCACUUGAAUUUGACCAGGCGACGGAGGAUAUCGAAAAGGGUCGGGACAAGACUCCCCAGUUUUCCGACAGCGAACAGCCACCCUCGAAGCCGCCUUCAAAGCCUCCUCGCAAGCGUCGUACCAUCCCAUCACCUUCUCACUCAGGCGAGGACAACAUCGAUGCCGACGCAUCCACCACCAACACCCGCAACCGCCAGAUUUUGCCCCCUCGCAAAGACGUUGUCCCCAACGUUGACGACACGCAGCCCGCCACAAGCACUCGCCAUCAAGGUCACUCGGAUCGGCACUCCGAGCCCGUCGAAGGCGAACCCAACAACGGCGAGCAGCUCGAUGAGGCGGCUGGGACAAGCACUGCCGUACCCGCUCGCCUUCGCAGGCCGCAAGCGUCGGCAGACCUCACGUUCGCCGACGAGGCGCUUUCGGACGCGGAGGAUGCUGAAAACGCCGAAGCCUCCAGGAAGACUGUUACCACCCGGUCAAAGCUAGUCGCAUCAGCCAAGACGACCGGAGUAACUGCAAGGAAGAAGAGGAACUGA